This is a messenger RNA of Danio rerio (zebrafish), 3570 nucleotides long. NCBI's taxonomy places the organism in Eukaryota, Metazoa, Chordata, Actinopteri, Cypriniformes, Danionidae. The record is from RefSeq and is a predicted model, not a curated record.
GAGCAUUUAUAUGUCAUUCACGGCAAACAUCAACACUGAGUGUUACUGAGUAGUGAGUUUGCACAUCUGCUGAAAGAACUGAUAUCUGUCGUCCAGCGGCCCGAAGUCGAGAGUGAGGUGCUGUUCACCCCCCUGAGCCGCGGUUUGGCGGUGCAGCUGCGCGCUGCAGUGGUACAUUCGCAAUAAAAUGGGUGUGGUUGAAUCGCGCAUAUGUGAUGCUACGUGUUUCUGCUGCAGACUCAAUGAUUUCAUGUGGGACUGAAUUGACAGCCGAGCGAGCGCAGAUUAUUUCAAUUAUUUAGAAAAACAACGGUACUCUUGUUUAUGUUGAAUCCACCCCGCCUCCUGUUCUGGCACAGUCACGUUUGAACUGAUGGAUGGGUUAUAUGCUUCUCCGGAGAGAUAGCCAAGUCGAUUUUUGGGGUACUUUAUUCUGACUUCUUUGAAGGGCCACGGGGUGUCUCGUGUUUUAGUGAAUUGGUCAUUUCUUGGACGAGGAGCGACGGUUAAAACGAGGAGACAAAAACGAGAAGACGGAGGAAGAAGAACCUCGGGAGGAAAGAGGCGAGGAUCGGGCAACGCAAUAUAAAGACAACGACAUAAUCUGGAAGCUUUACCCUAUUUGGACUUAUAACAUAUGUCGCUAAUUAUAGGCAGGGCGCAAAAUACGUUUGUUUUUUUCCCUAAAAGAGAAGUGUGCUGAAAUCAGGAAUACGGUGGAAAGGGCUUCCUGCUAUUCUCUCGAAGCGUUCAGAGGGCGACAUGGUGGUUCCAGACUUGAUGAUAACACAUUUUUGAUUCGUUCAUACAUGAAGCACACUGUCGUCGAGGCCUAACUGUAGCACCAGGAAAGAGGCGACAGUAUGCGGUCGGAGUCCUAAUCAUUUUCCAGCCGAAAAAUUGCCCAAGAAUUACUUCCGACACCCACUCCAGCAUUCCACUCACUUUACUGUACGCGGAGACUAAAGCCACACUGCAAGAUCAAAAGGUGUCUGAGGAGGUGAGAGAGGUCAGAGGGUAAAGGCUAAAGGUCAUUUCAAGAUGAGUGAGCUCGAGCAGCUUCGUCAGGAGGCUGAGCAACUGCGCAAUCAGAUCAGAGAUGCCAGGAAAGCAUGCGGAGACUCCACACUUACACAGAUAACAGCAGGUCUGGACCCAGUGGGGAGGAUACAGAUGAGGACGAGGCGCACACUGCGGGGCCAUUUGGCGAAAAUCUACGCCAUGCACUGGGGCACAGACUCCAGGCUUCUUGUUAGUGCCUCACAGGAUGGAAAACUCAUCAUCUGGGACAGUUAUACUACAAACAAGAUUCAUGCCAUCCCGCUGCGGUCCUCAUGGGUGAUGACAUGUGCAUAUGCGCCAUCCGGGAACUUUGUGGCCUGUGGUGGACUGGACAACAUUUGCUCCAUAUACAGCCUGAAGACGAGAGAGGGCAAUGUGAGAGUGAGCCGAGAGCUGCCUGGACACACAGGUUACCUUUCCUGUUGCCGUUUCAUAGAUGACAAUCAGAUUAUCACCAGUUCAGGAGACACAACCUGUGCUCUGUGGGACAUUGAGACAGGUCAGCAGACCACGCUGUUCUCUGGCCACAGUGGAGAUGUCAUGAGUCUCUCUCUUGCUCCAGACUCUCGAACCUUCAUCUCCGGGGCCUGCGAUGCCUCCAUUAAACUCUGGGACAUCAGAGACAGCAUGUGCAGACAGACCUUCACCGGCCACGAGUCCGACAUCAACGCCGCCUGCUUCUUCCCCAGCGGCAGUGCUUUUGCGACGGGUUCGGAUGACGCCACCUGCAGGCUGUUUGACCUGCGUGCGGAUCAGGAGCUGUGUUUGUACUCUCACGAUAAUAUCAUCUGUGGCAUCACCUCUGUGGCCUUCUCUCGCUCCGGACGCCUGCUGCUCGCCGGAUACGACGACUUCAAUUGCAACAUCUGGGAUGCCAUGAAGGGAGAGCGAGCAGGUAAACACACUGGAGUGCUGGCUGGCCAUGACAAUCGUGUGAGCUGUCUGGGAGUAACAGAUGAUGGCAUGGCCGUGUGCACAGGAUCCUGGGACAGUUUCCUGAAGAUCUGGAACUGACCAAACACACACAGUACACAUAAUUCACUCAACACACACUGUAUGUACUUUACACUCACCUACACAGACACACACACACACAUGCCUGAAUACAAACUGUACAUACUAAUAUAAAUAAGGCAACUAGGUAAACAUUUACACCAAUCUUUUCAGUGCCACAUCGCUCCAUACGUACAGUGCCCUCUAUUAAUAUCAGCAUCUUUCAUAAAUAUGAGCAAAGAAGGCUGUGAGGGGGGAAAGAUGCUCAGAUUAUGAACAAAAAAAAAAGAGAGAAGACGCUCAUGUAGAAUUUUCUAAUAGUUUGAAACUUUGGUUGUAUUCCACUCCACUUUUAGACACACACUUGUAAUCUUCCCUUCCCUCGUUCCCUCAGGGGAAUACCAAGGCCAUUAUAAGUGCGUUCCACUUCAUCAAGUGAAUGAGGGAAGCUUACCUAAACAUACUCUUGAUCCCUCAACAUUGACAGAUUUUGCAUCACUCCUGCACCUGUAUGUCCCAGAAUACAUUGCAAUUGUGACAUCACAACUGUGUUGUUCACAAGUGCUCAAGGGUUUAGGGCAUUCCAUUCAAACCCAUUCAGAUGUUCGACAGCAGUGGACACUUUUGUAACGUAAUCAUGACUUACAUCUGAGGGAACGAGAUGGAGGGAAGGUAGCGAGUGAAGGGUAUAACAAAUUGGACUGGAAUGCAGCCUUUCCUACCUAAAAACUUAACAAACUUGGGACGGGAUAGACACAUGUCCUCAUCCAGACUGAUUCAGAACACUUCCAAUUGACUGGAAUGGCUAAAUGUUCACCCUGAGGGUAGCCAUUUUUAAGGUUUUUGCUAUUUUCACAUACCUUCUUCCUAUUUACAGAAACUCAACAAGCUCUGUUUUUUGCUGUCAUUCAUUGUGAUCAAUUGCCUCCUAUUUCCAUCAUAAUAAUAUUUGAAAAUAAUAUUUUUACAGGCAUAUUUGGUCCUACUUACAAAAGAUGUGAAUAUUAGUGAAGGGCACCGUAUACAAUCACACUGUAGGUAGUUUUGGACCACGAGUAUAAAACAGGAAUGUUUACACACACCUUCCCCCCCUCUCAUGUAAGCUUUGCCAGACCUCCACUUACUAAAAGACACCAGUGGAUUUGGGGAUGUGCGUUGAGCGAGUCUUAUUCGAAAGUACGAUCCCAAAGCUCCCAAGUGGUGAGAGUUGAUCCAUUUGUUUUUAUUUUGAACUUUGUCAUUGUCUCCUGUGCGCAAACAUAAGCCUAAAGUACCAAUGAGCAUGUAGAGCUGGACAGAUGAAGACCUGAGACUAACGUCCUAGAUCACACUUUAUGUAGUCCAUGUUUUUAUAGAGGCGUUUGUUGGCAUAUUCCAGUAUAUAAGUAAAUAUAUGAUGUUCUUGUCUUCAUUUUAGGUUCAUUUGACAUUUUUAAACAACACUUAUUUUAUUCAUGUUUUUCUGUGUGCCGCACCCCAAGGAGAAUAAAGAAAACUAAAACAUUGUGCCACUAA